Physella acuta is the source of this 1866-nucleotide messenger RNA. RefSeq lists its product as uncharacterized. NCBI's taxonomy places the organism in Eukaryota, Metazoa, Mollusca, Gastropoda, Physidae. The record is from RefSeq and is a predicted model, not a curated record.
AAUACUUAAAACGAAGGAAGUUACUUCUAUGAAAGCGUCCCUGAAUGUUGUCAUAAAUUUGUCUGAUGUUUUCAGGUGAUAUAGAGCAGGUGCGUGUACUUAUGUACAACAUUGCCUGGUGUGGCUACCUUGACACCCCUACCCUGCUGCUGGCCAUUGUGGGGGUUUGGCCUGAUGUCAUGUCUACAACUGGCCACAAAAAAAAGUCCUCUGUCAUCUUUGUGUUUGAAUAUUUGCUGAGUGUGGUAUACAAAGAUGAUAAUGAAACAUAUCUAAAGGUCAGUCAUGUACUUCAAAGGAUUUGUCACUGGGAUAUUCAAAAAAAGAAGUAUACACCUGAAGAACUUCUGAAGUAUUUACACAAACAAUUGGAUGAACUUCUUAAAAGCUCAUCCAAGAGAAAAGAUGAUUUAUCAUUUGAACUGAUGAAAGCAAUGGAACUGCUGUUGGCACACCAGGGAGCAGCCUGGACAGAGGAACACUUCUGCAAGCGCUUGCUUGUUUCUGUAGCCAGCAAGUGGCUCCACAGAGGAGGGGAAGACAAUGGACCCACCCCUCAAUUAGUCAUUUGUUUGUUUAGAUUGUUCCGAUCCGUGGUGGCAAUACAUCCACUUACAAGUAAUGGACUGGGAGUGGUUUUAAGCCAGGUUUUUGCCAAAUUCAUAACCAGAAACUCAGCACUGAUGAAUGUUGAAACUUCAUACAUAGACACUUUGCUUGAGAUAACACCUCAAAACCCUGAAAGAUGUCUGGAGCUCUUAAAAAAAUGGAAGGACAACAACAAAGGAAAAAUGCCCAACCAGACCUUCAGUAAAUUACUGCAAAUUCAGACAUUGCUGUCCAAGCAAGGAACAACGUAGAUUAACAACUCUCAGACUAUAAUGUGAUUCUCUCAAAAUAGCCGUCCAAAUGUUGUGCUGCACUUAUGUUACAUGUGUUCCGCACCCAAAAUAGUAUUACAAUAUUGAUAAAAAUAUCUCAUGUAUUGGCAAUUUUGCAGAAAAAAAUAUGCUUUUUAAAAAUAGAUUAGAAAAUAAAUUUCUUAAGGGGUUUAGGUAAAAUUUCUCUAAAACAAAUGUUUUAUAUAUCUCCACCUUAAAUGGCCAGAUAUUGUCUUUCAGUGUGCUUAAAAUGUAUGGGAGAGAGAAAUAGAUGGUAAUAUGUUGAUAAUCUUUUGGAUGGAUCUCUUUUUUUGGUAUGUCCGUUCUCAGGGCUAUUUAAUCAAAAUUUUUAAAUUUUCUUGGAGAAAUGUUUAACGUUUUUAUAUGUAUCCUGUUUUUUCCCCAAAGUUAAUUAUUUCCCUUGUAGCAAAGGAGAUGACAAACAAUACAUUUAAACUAUUAGCUGUAUUUCUCUUGAUACAAGGGAAAUAGCUAUUGGUGCUAAUAAUUUGUAUUGAUGGCCGGUAUUACAGUGUUUAACCCUAUAUGCCAAGUUUUCUUAAACAGUAAUAGUUUUUUUAUGUUAAUAUUUAAAAUAGGAUGAAUGUCAGUGUGAAAAUGUUAAUCAUGUUCAUAAAUGUGUAUUGCAAUGAAUGUUGGUAUAGAUGAUAGAUGGAUAUAGGGUUUAACACUAAAUUUAUGUUGUUUUUUUUUAACUUUAAGUUAUAAUUGAUGUUUUGACACUGUAAGUUAACUAUGUGUAAAUCUGUAUAAAAAGUAAAUAUUAACAAGGAUGCAAAUCACUAGUUGAAGUAUUUGUAUAUGGUUUUUAAUACUCUAGCUCAAUGUUCGAUACACAAUAUGUGCUUUCAUUUUUGUAUUCAGUAUUUUUUUACUCACUAUGUGUGGGCUGUUGACUGUGUGGACCAUUUGUUUUGAAUGUUAAAAUGUUUUCUGGGACUUACAAAUUUGCACAGCUGUUAAA